Messenger RNA from Xenopus tropicalis (tropical clawed frog), 909 nucleotides. It is a transcript of the gene t2r7, whose product is annotated as bitter taste receptor 7. NCBI's taxonomy places the organism in Eukaryota, Metazoa, Chordata, Amphibia, Anura, Pipidae. The record is from RefSeq and is marked provisional.
AUAUAUUGGGCUGUAUGUUGUGGGGUUAUAAUGGCGGCCGGACUGGCGGUGAAUGGAUUUAUCACUCUAGUUAAUAUCACCGAGUGGUUGAGGGAAGGAAGGUUGAAGCUCUGUGAUAAGGUCCUAACGAUAUUGUGUUUGACCAGAUUUUUCUUACUAUGGAUUUUUUUCCUGGAAAUGAUUGGGGUUCUACUGCAACUCAUCCCAUUCUCCGCAUUUGGAAUAUAUUGUAUUUUUUAUGUGUUUGAGCUUUCCCUGGACUAUUUCAGCCGCUGGGUGGCCAUGUGGCUCAGCGUCCUGUAUUUUGUGAUGAUAACCAUCUCCAAACAACCUUUCAUGCUGAGUCUCAGGUCCAAGAUCCCCUCCAUCACGAGGUCCAUGCUGUGGGUGUCCAUCUUGCUUUCCUUCUUCCCAGCCUUGACUUACUCCCUGACUGAGAAAGACUUUCCUUGUGUACAAAACCCCAACACAAAUAUCUCAGCCAAUGGGACGUCUGGAUUUCCCAGACCUUUCCUAUUGACUUCGUUCUUCUUUGGACAUUGUGUCCCUUAUAUGAUGGAAAUGGUCUCAUCCGUGUAUCUUCUCUGUACGUUGUUUGUUCACGUUAAACACACAGAAACCAAGGUUUCCAGCUUUUCCACCCCCAACAUGGCCGCCCAUUGGUCGGUUAUACGAUACAUUUUUGUACUGAACUUCAUGUCUAUGUGUAAUUUUGUUGCUAAUAUUUUUAUCUGGUUCUGGAUCUCGGAUAGAGAUACCCUCGCCGUCUCACUGAUAUAUAAUAGUUUAUUCAUAUCCAGUCUUGCAUUCAAUCGUUUUCAUCCAGAACAAUUUAAAGCUGAAAAGAGAAAUUCAAAAAAUACUCCAUUGUUCAAAAACAUUUUGUUGCCCCAAGAAAGAACCAUCUGA